Messenger RNA from Pyricularia grisea, 1152 nucleotides. RefSeq lists its product as uncharacterized. The record is from RefSeq and is a predicted model, not a curated record. Bases 1 to 1152 code for a protein of 383 amino acids. Lineage: Eukaryota; Fungi; Ascomycota; Sordariomycetes; Magnaporthales; Pyriculariaceae. The transcript has 2 exons.
AUGCAGGUCUCCAUCAUGACCCUCCUCACCUUGGCCACUGCCACCGAAGCCACCUUCCUCGGUUUUGGCGGUUCUGGUGGCUUUGGCGUCUCUGCCGGCCUUGGAGGCUCUGGUGGCCUUGGAGGCUCCGGUGGCCUUGGCGUCUCUGGUGGCCUUGGCGUCUCGGCCGGCCUUGGGGGAUCUGCCGGCGCAGGAAGCUACAGCUCCUCUGCCGUGAAUACCAACGGCCUCGGCAGCUGUCAAGCUGGCUGCGUUUCUUCCGCCAUGCCAAAGCUAGGCAGUGGCUACUCCGUGGGGUCGACUUCGGUCUCCACUUUCUGCUCCAACCCGAACCUGCAGUCGUGGUUCAACUCUAAUGUCAGCCCCUGCCAGACCGCUUGCACCAAGUCCCAGUCUCAGUCUACUGGCGUCUACCGUCGUACCUUUGGCCUCCUGGGUCUUGGCGGCUUUGGUGGGUUUGGUGUGAGUGGUGGCCUCAACGUGGGUGCGAGCUGGCUCAAACAGACUUGCUCGUCUGGAACCUCUUCCCCGACCACCUCGGAUCAGGGAUAUGGAAAUUCUUCCCCGACCACUCAGGAUCAGGGAUAUGGAAACUCUUCCCCGACUACCCAGGACCAGGGUUACGGGAACAAUGGCAGCGGCUCUUCUAACAAUGAUUCGCCAUCGCCCGUCUCCUCCUCCGCGCCUGUGCCCAACAAUGGCAGCGGCUCUAACAACGAUUCGCCUACGCCAUCGUCAUCUUCCGCACCUGUGCCAAACAACGGCGGUGGCUCUAGCAACGAUUCGCCCGCGCCCUCGUCUUCUACCGUACCUGGGCCGAAUAACGGCGGCGGCUCUAACAACGAUUCGCCCGCGCCCUCGUCUUCUACCGUACCUGUGCCGAACAACGGCGGCGGCUCUAACGACUCGCCUUCGCCCUCAUCCUCUUCUGCACCUGUCCCCAACAAUGGCGGCGGCUCUAACAACGAUUCGCCUUCACCCUCCUCCUCCCCUGCGCCUAUGCCGGACACUUGCGGAGGACCCGUCCCGGCUUCUUCGGUCCUGCCUGCCAGCGCUUCCCCCACUCCCACUCAUGACGACUCGGCUUCGUCGGUUCUCCCUGCUGAAGCUUCGCCCACCCCUACUCAGGACAACAACAACUCUUACUACUGA